AUGGCGACCAAGAGCCACCCAAACCUGGUGAGGCUGCUGGGGUACUGCUUUGACAUGAGCUACGAGGCGGAGCGCAUGGAGCAGAUCGUGGUCUAUGAGUUCAUGGCCAAUGGCGACCUCGACCGCUGGAUCGGAGCUGACGCACCCCACCCGCUCACGAUGCAGCAGCGGCUGGGCAUCCUGACGGGCAUGGCGCGGGGGCUGGAGUAUCUGCACGGCUUCAGCAUCGUGCAUCGCGACAUCAAGCCUGCCAACGUGCUGCUGGACGCGCGCAUGCACGCCAAGCUCGCUGACUUUGGGCUGGUGCGACUUGGGGAAGGUACAUCUGUGGCCGCUACCCGAGUCAUGGGCACGCCGGGCUAUGUGGACCCCGCUUACUACCGCUCCCACAAGGCCACUCCCAAGGCCGACGUGCACAGCUUUGGAGUGGUGAUGCUGGCGGUGAUCACGGCUCGCAAGGCCAUCUACAACAUCGAGUCAAACCAAGUCAACCUCAAGCAGUGGGUCUGUCUCACACCAAAACCCAUUGCCUCUUCUCGAAUACCUAUCCUCCUUUUCAUGACGUCUGCAGCAGCCCUAGUGGCAGCAGGGGACGUGGCGGCCCUCAAAGACCCACACCUGCAAGCACCGGACGACCUGGUGCUGCGCAUGGCACGCCUGGCGCUCACCUGCACCGCCAUGCCCACGGCGUCUCGCCCGGGCAUGAGCCGUGUGCUGGCAGAGCUGCUGCUGCUCAAGGAGGAGUUCUUCGGGGAGGACGAGGACCGCAUGGCUGUUAGGAUUGACCACGAGAUCGAGAGCUCCGAGCAGGUCGACUUCAGCUUGGAGCUGGCUCGUAUUGAAGGCAAUCAACAUGGUAGUUAG
Closterium sp. NIES-65 is the source of this 864-nucleotide messenger RNA. NCBI's taxonomy places the organism in Eukaryota, Viridiplantae, Streptophyta, Zygnematophyceae, Desmidiales, Closteriaceae. The record is from the annotation of a GenBank genome assembly.